Messenger RNA from Eucalyptus grandis, 930 nucleotides. RefSeq lists its product as uncharacterized. The record is from RefSeq and is a predicted model, not a curated record. Gene Ontology annotation, cellular component: MIS12/MIND type complex. Lineage: Eukaryota; Viridiplantae; Streptophyta; Magnoliopsida; Myrtales; Myrtaceae. The coding region runs from base 84 to 587 and encodes 167 amino acids. Gene Ontology annotation, biological process: chromosome segregation. The transcript has 8 exons.
UCUCCACUCGUCCAAAAUCCAAAACCCAACUGCUCUCAUUCCCGCCCUUCGCACCUCUCUCUUACUCUCUCUCUCUCUCUGAAAUGGCGGAGAAAGGGAAGGCGGCGUCUCUGCUCGCGGCGGGAUCGGCGCGAUCGAGAGUGGACAGGUCGUUCAAGCGCGCCCUCCUCCCUCUCCUCUCCGCCGCUUCCAUCGAGGAGAUCCGCAAAGCCUUUCCGAGUUUUUCGAGUGAUGACCAACGACUCCUCCAGCAGCUAUUCAUCAAGGUUAUUACUUCACUGCAUGGACAUGUAGAGGAUGUCUUCGAAUCACUCUGUGAUGAAAUGAAGGUGGGACCAGUUCUGGAUACUGUGGAACAACUUGUUGAGGAACAGAGUCUAGACCUUGUGAAGUCAGAUAACACAAACGUAUUGGACAUAGCAAGAGAUUUGUCAAUUUCAAAGAAGAACGAGAUUCAGCACUUGAAGGAAGUGCUGGAAAAGGCUGAAAGGCAUAAUCUCCAAAUCCAUGCUCGUCUGGAGCUGAUCAAGAAAGGGAGACAACAAUCAUCUGUCACUGAAGAUGCUCUUCAGAAGCUGUUGGAUUAAUGCAAGUCGAGCAGUUGAUGGGUGAGAUGCAGACUCACAAGACGUGCAGCGGUUGAAGGCCCUUACAUCGAGAUAACUUGUAACUCCUAUCGCUUUGAGGAAAUUGCUCCAACUUGUGUGGUGAUAUACACCAAUUGUACGUGUCAACAAGCUAAGUUAUAAUCUUCUCUCUUGUCACUUCCUUUUGUUGUGCGCAAGAAAGUAUGCCCUUUGGACCAAGUGUAUGAUGCCACCGAAGGGGUCUGGAGCGGGAAUUAAGCUUUCAUAAAGUAUGUACAUCCUUUUUGCUCCUUCACAAUCCACAUCAUCGUUCUGUCCAAGGCGUUAUUAAAUGAUUUAAGCA